UUUUCUCUUUUAUUUUUUUAAUAAAAUUUUAGGGAAAGAUGUCAAAUUUCAGCACAACAUCCAAGAGAAAAGUGCACCAAAAGACGUCGAAACAGAACACGCUGGCACUGACCGAACAAGAGCAAUGUCAACAAAGCCGCUAGGCGUGACUGCUUAUUCUGAAGCUGCAUUGCCUACUUGCCUCCAUGUGUUAGAUGAUAAGUGACUUUGUAGGAUAAUUAACCGUACAGUGCCGGGUUGAAAGGACAGUAUUUUGUGAAGUGACUUAACAAGGCUCGCCAGGAAAUCCCGGCCUAUGUGUAUCAGCAGAUGGUGACUUCAUCUAGGACCAGCACGAUGCCUAUCUGUAAAGAUCUGAACAUUGCAGACCUACUGGAGGUGCAGCUUCCAGGAUGUGUUGGUUGCCUUCCCUAUUCUUCUUUAGCAAAGUCUGCUGCAAAUGCAGAUCCCAUGAUUGAUGACAUUCUCUCUUUUGUAAGAGCAGUUAUUCCUGGUGAAGCUAAAGAUGAAAGCACUUUGUCCAGUCUCCCUUACAGUACAGGAACCUCUCAGGAUUUCUUUGGUAUUUCACUGAACAAAGAAAUUGAUUGUGGUUUAGAACACUUGACUUGCUUUAUUCAGUCCCAGGUUAACCCUCAGUCACACUUACAAAAGCCACAGAAUCCAUCACCAUCUCAGCUUGCCCCAGUUCAUCCUGCUCCUGCUUUCAUUACACAAUCCAAUAACAUUCAUCAUUCAUCUGACAACUGUCUACAGCCCUCAUUAGUAAACUAUGAUAGUCAACAAUCAGUCCUUCCCACCUCACAAUUGGAACAGCUUACUUUAACACCCCUUAAUAGAAAAUGCUGUGCCUCCUCAAAUACUUCAAACUCACAUCCCCAUUUGUGUCAUUUUAGCCAAACUCAAUCCCCUUCUCUUAACUCACAAAGCCUUGAGUUAGAACUCCACCCAUCACCCUCUCGUUUCUUUAAGGAAACUCAGAAGGAGAAACUUUCUAUCACUGAUAGUCACAUAGAUGUCACUCAACUCCUUCAAUCAGUGGAUCAUGGAUCUCAAAAGUAUUGUGAUAAACCUGACUCAAGUGCCAUAAAUCAAGGGAUUCAUCCAACUCCAAGUUGUAAAGAAAGUGUGGGGAAAAAUGAUUAUUUAUGCUCUAAAACAGGUCAAAAAGUUAGCUCUCCACCUUUGUUAGAAAUUCAUUCAGUUAAAGAUACACAGGGGGAGAAAGUAUGUCAACUGAAAGCAAACCUAGUCUACAGAGAUCACAUGAAAGCCAGUCCAAACUCCAAUAAAUACAGUAAAAAUGUUAGUGCAAGUUCUAGUAAAGUUAGUCUAAUCAAGUCAGGCCAAAGUCCUAACAAUGAUAAAGUUAGUCCCAAUAGUGAUUCCACCAAAAGUCAAGAUAAAAAUUUACAAGGUUCCAGCAGACCCCAGGUUAAUCUCACAACUGACUCCACCGGAAGUCAAGUUAAGAAUCAUACAAGUUCAUGUAGCAGUCAGGUUAAGGAUGGUACAAAUUUCAGCAAAGAUCAAAUUAGUCCCAGCAUCAAUUCCAGCAAAGGCCAGGUUAGGGACAGUACAAAUUCCAGCAAAAAUCAAGAAGGGCAGAUGAGUCAUGGCUCAAUUAAAGAAAAUUUUAAAAUUACCACAACCUCACACAAAGACUCCAGUGAAGAUCAGGUCAUAAGUGGUAAAAGCUCCAGCAAAACUCAGGAAGUAAUAACCAGUAAUAGUUCAGUGAAAGCACAUGUUAAAGCUCAAGACAUCAAGAAUGGUUCGAGCUCUAAUAAAGAUCCAAGUGUCAAGGCUGCUUCAAGAUUCCACAGCGAUCAGCCAAUCACAGAUGAUUCAGAAAGCAACAAAGAGCUGAAAAACACAUACCAUAAGCUGCCUUUUAUAAGCACUGAUGAACAAGAGAAUAAAGACAAUGAGGAUCCUCGGUGGAAAGAGCAGGCACAGCUCAACACUAAUGAGGAGCGCUACAGACUGGCUCGCAAAUUGUGGAAGAACCCGUGUGUGCCAGACCCAAACAAGAAUCUCACCAUCUUUAACUCCAAGCAACUCAAGGCUUGUCAAUCUCUCUCCUCCAGUAACAGCAGAAAACGUCAGCGCAGUCAGUCGUAUGACAUGGAUGAUCUUCAGCCAUUAAGAAAGAGGCAGCGCAGAUUUGAAAAUCUUGCUUUCACCACCAACCACAUCAUGAGGAGUAAGCACCAGGUGAUGAAUGAAUUUCUGGGAAAUAUACAAGAACCAAGCAUCAGUAGACAAACUGCCAAGAAGUUAGAAAAUUCACAUAAAGAAAAACAGUACAUGUUGGACUUAGCUCUUGAAGAGCUGAAUGCCAUACAAAUCUUCUAUAAUGGCUUACCAGACCAGGAUCUCACUGUGACCCAAGAGGAAGUGGAGAUGGGAUGGGAUGCCACAGAGCAUGUGUAUCAUAUUUUUGGUGAUAUCUAUGGAUAUAAUGGGCAAGAAUUCUUCCCUUGAACUCUCAUACUCUUCAUGAAAGAUCUCCUUACCUAAAACAUUUUUAUUUUUUAAUCUUCCUAACAGUUUCUGUCAUUAUUGUUUGAUGAAACACAUGAAUAAGUGAGUAAGAAACUAAUAGUGUUCUAUGCCAUUCAUGUUUGUGAUGCUGUACUUCUUCAGACUAGAUAGCCAUAACAUAAAGUCUUAGCCUCUCCCUUCCUUGAUCAAUCAUUUGACCUCUACUAGUACACCCUUCAGACAUAUACUACUCUAUUUCCUUCCUUCCAUUUCCCUAGUGAAUUUCUUCUAUUAGCACCUUCAGCCUUGCUCACAUACAUGUUCUUGUAUUAUUUCUGUGAAAAAAAUUAUUCUUAAGUAUCCACUGAAAAGUUCAUGAGAGUUCUAACUAUAUAUAUAUCAGCCCAGCAAACCCUCAAACACACACACACACACACACACACACACACACACACACACACACACACACACACACCUCAACUUAUGAAUUUAAUUCAUUCCUUGACAGAGCUCAUAAUUGGAUUUGCUCAUAUCUCAAAUCAGUUUUUCCAUUGAAAUCAAUUGAAAUGCCAUUAAUUUGCUCCAAACCCUCAGAAAAUAUUUUUAAUGUUUUAGAUCCAAUGUUAAAUAUAAAUAACAAAUAUUGUAUAAAAACAUUAUGAAAUAUAACAAAAUAUAAUGUAAAGAAAUACUGUCAGACCUCACCCAACAGGAGUAUUAGGCAUAAUGCUAAACUCGAGGAUUGCAAAACUCGCAGUAUUGAAAAUACUGAAGAAAGAUAAAGGAGAUUAUAAGAAUAUUAACAUUUUAUGCAUUCAACCUCUGGUGCUGUAUUCAGUGGCAAAAGCAAAAUAUAUGAAAAAUACAAGGACAGGUAGAUCUUACUGUGAAAGGAAACAACAGAAAGUGUAUUCAUUGUACAGAAAGCAUUAUUUAGCUUAAUAACUGCAUAAAAACCACAGCAUGAAAAAUGCUUCCACGGUGGAAGAAAAUAUAAUUUGAACUGAACUCGGACACACGAAGCUGGAUGGAUGUAGCAGCAAUGUACCUGGAGCUGUCUCACAAUUUGGAUUUUGGCUCACAUGUCAAAGCAAAAAGUCAGCCUAGGGUUCCAUUUCAGAUUUUGUCAUAAGUAUGGGAAUUCAUAAGUUGAGUUCCAUUGUACAGUAAACUUCCGAUUAACGCGAGUUUGAAUAAUGCGAUUUCAAUUUAACACAACUUGAUUUUUAAGAUAUGAUGGCUGCUUCCUCUUCUUAUGAACAGAGCAUCUCUGAAUUAUCACUCAAUGACACAGAGUCAAGGUAAUCCUCAUGGCAUGAUGGUAUAUAAAUACAAAGGUAUGAUAUCCACUAUAGCAGGCAAUAGAGGGGCAGAAACACAAAUAUUGUGGUGAAAGCAACAUACAAGCUAAAGAGGGUCACAAGAAGAAGCAGUUGGCGGCAGACAAAUGCCUCAAUCCUCAUCUCCUUUGGUUUGUUUUCUGUGUUCCAUGGAAAGAUUUCACUUUGUGCAUCACAAAACUAUCCUUUCUUGGUGGUAAGGCUUGUAAAAAGCUCAUAGGAAUGAUUUGUUAACAUAAAUGUACAUAUAUAUCAGAGUUCAUUCCUCAGUCUGGAGCUAAGCUGAACUGUGAGUUGAUAAUUUUUUCUCUGUGUUUUCACCUAGUGUCCUAUAGUAUGGCAUCCAAAUGUCUGUCAACCUCCUCACAGGAAAGAGAUUCCAAGAAAUCAAGGAAGACUGUGACCAUUGAAAAGAACUUGGAAGUGUUAGAUUGCUAUGCUAGGGGAAAAAGACCUCAGUGAUUGUCUGUAAUUGUCCAUACAACAGGAUUGAGGGAAAGCAUGUUUUGUACCAUCAGAGUUAAUAAAAUGAGAACGUGU
Portunus trituberculatus (swimming crab) is the source of this 4367-nucleotide messenger RNA. Its product is annotated as flocculation protein FLO11-like. The coding region runs from base 310 to 2487 and encodes 725 amino acids. NCBI's taxonomy places the organism in Eukaryota, Metazoa, Arthropoda, Malacostraca, Decapoda, Portunidae. The record is from RefSeq and is a predicted model, not a curated record. The transcript has 5 exons.